Messenger RNA from Emiliania huxleyi CCMP1516, 1049 nucleotides. RefSeq lists its product as hypothetical. NCBI's taxonomy places the organism in Eukaryota, Haptophyta, Isochrysidales, Noelaerhabdaceae. Gene Ontology annotation, biological process: transmembrane transport; monoatomic ion transport. Gene Ontology annotation, molecular function: monoatomic ion channel activity. The record is from RefSeq and is a predicted model, not a curated record. The annotation marks the transcript as partial. Gene Ontology annotation, cellular component: membrane. The transcript has a single exon.
GUGCGUUCAGCGCGCCCCAGGGCCCCCCGCUAAAGAAGCCCAUGAUAUUGGCAACAUAUUGAAAUCAUGCCCACCCGCUCGACCUCCUUGCUCAGCGCUAGCAGCGGCGCCGCUCCGGCUGACGAGGCGACACGGAUUCGGCUCGCGUGCGCUUACAUCGCGGAUGCUUCACACGGCUGGCGCCCAGAGUGCCACGGCGUCGACGUGCGAUCGCUCACCGCCUUCGAGCUCUUCCACUCGCGGCCGGUGCAGGCUCUGCGGUACCUCAACGUGCUCGCGUACAUGGCGAUUGCGCUGUGCGAGACGCCGGGAUGGUGCAUCACCGCUAAGGGCACGCUGGCGGCAGAGUGUGCGGCCGACUCCGGCAGCCUCGAGGCUCACCACACGUUUGGCUUCACGCCGCUGUCGCCGCUGGCGGGCGGCGCACUCGAGGCGUGCUGCGUCCUCCUCUUUGUCCUCCAGCUCGGCCUCAAGGCGCGCUUCAUGGGCCGGCAUCGCUUCGCCCGGUCAGCCCCGGCAGUGCUCCAGCUGCUGCUGCUCACGGUGGCGGCGGCCGACCUGGCCGUCUGGUGCUCUUCGGUCUCGUGGCGCCGCACGCCGCUCUCGCGCCCGCUCCGGCCGCUCUUCAUCGUCUUCGCACACCGCAAGCUCCUCUCCACCUUCUACGCGGUCGUGCGCAUGCUGCCUGCCGUCCUCGAGCUGCUGCUGCUCAUCUCCGGGCUGCUCGCCUUUAGCGCGCUGAUCAGCUUUGUCCUCUUCGGGCCGUGGGAGCCGCCGCUGGCCGCCUUCGCCUCGUACGGCUCGUCCUUCUACUCGUCCUUCCUCCUCCUCACCACCACCAACUUCCCCGACGUCGCGCUGCGCCCGUACCGCUCCUCGCGCGCCACGGUGCUCUACUUUGUCGUCUUCCAGCUCACGCUAGUCUUCGUCGGCCUCGCGCUGAUGCCCGCCCGCCUAGAAGCGGAAUAUCUCCCCCUAUCUCCCCGUAUCUCCCCGUAUCUCCCCAUAUCCCGCGCGCGGGUGCGCCAUCUUCUGGCUCGCCGUGCUGA